AUGUACCAAAGAGCAGUUGGUCUUGUACUGGCUCUGGCAAUUGUACUAAACCUUCCACAAACACCCACCGGCUACCAGUUGCACGACUUCCGAUUCAGCGACGUGCUCCAACCAGAUGUGGAGGGCAUGGCGGUGGACGACAGGGGUGCGAUGGAAGAAGACGUUGUGGACGUCGAUCCCCUCCGUCAGGAGUCAACGAAGCGAUUGAACUGGGGGUUCCCGGUGCGACCAAAGAAGUUUGGGAAAUUAAAGGACCGGGAGAAGUUUGUCGCUGCUUUGAAUACCUACUACAUGCUGUUUGGGCGACCUAGGCAAGUACCGUAG
Molecule: messenger RNA, 324 nt
Organism: Mesocestoides corti
Lineage: Eukaryota; Metazoa; Platyhelminthes; Cestoda; Cyclophyllidea; Mesocestoididae
Source: the annotation of a GenBank genome assembly